Molecule: messenger RNA, 1788 nt
Organism: Phaeoacremonium minimum UCRPA7
Lineage: Eukaryota; Fungi; Ascomycota; Sordariomycetes; Togniniales; Togniniaceae
Exons: 1
Coding region: 1-1788 (595 amino acids)
Biological process (GO): protein N-linked glycosylation
Molecular function (GO): alpha-(1->6)-fucosyltransferase activity
Source: RefSeq, a predicted model, not a curated record
AUGCCGCCCACUCUUGACCUCAGUCGCACUUCGCACUCCAAGAUGAUUGUCUCGCCGCCGCGGAUCAACCUGAGGAGGGCAGCAUCAUACACUAAGGACGGUGGUCCUCUCUCCUCAACCUCGUCACGCUUCGGCUUUAACCAUCUCAUCUUCGCCUCACCACCGCCUUCUCCCGGCCUGCCCCAGCUCGUGCCAAGGCCCAGGAAACCUUCCAACACUCCGCGCCCCAGUCGCGUGUUCCGCUUCGUCUUCUGGCUAUGUGGGGUUCUUCUACUAUUCUAUCUCGCCGUGUCCUUCGUCCGGCAGGGUCAUGUUGUCCCUAUCAUGGGCUGGGCCAGCCAUCCUCACGAUGAGUAUGAGAUGGUGGCGCAAGAUGACCUGCCGGACUUUCCUACCCCGAUUGUCAUCACUGACAAGCGAGGGAGGGCCAAAUGGACCGUGUCUAUCCCGCCCACUUACGGCUUCCCGCUGAGCCUGGAGGAGUCAGCCGACGUUGUGGCAAAAUGCGGAGAGGUCUCUCAGAGAGUAGACGCUCUGCAUCACAACGGCCACAGCAUAUCCGACAUCAGCCUUGUUGGCAGCGAGCACAAGGAUCGCUACUUUUUGGACGUCCAGGAGGCGGAGGAGAAGGGGUUCCUGUCUGGCAAGCCAGAAAAAGCUCAAGCUGCUAUGGGCGAGAAGCCUGUUUGCCAGAAGAGUCUCACGUACGUGUUGGAGUCGGCAGAUGCCGGCUUCGGGAGGACGUUGAUGACCUUGUGGAUGGCGUACGGCCUAGCCCAAAAGGAGGGCCGCGCAUUCUUCGUGGACGACACCCGGUGGGCCUACGGAGAGUACAGCGCGAUAUUCGACCCGCCUCCCGUCCCAGCGUGCCGGCCGCCGCCUCAUCAUGAGAUGCUGUUGUGUCCCCGGCAGGCCCGCCAUCUGGUGGUCUCAUCGGCAAACACUAAAACUGUCUUCGGCGAUAUGUUUGGCGAGUCGGAUGAUGAUAUCCACUCAAACCAGAAGGCCAUGUUCGAGCUCGCUCAUCAAGGCUACAAAGCCUUGUUUCAUCUCAACCAGAUGGAUCGUGAAUACGUUGUCAAUCGUGUCCAAGAACACAAGGCGAAAACCCAGGCCGCCGAGGGGCAUGCUCACAAUGGAGUAAUCGUCGGCGUACAUGUCCGUCAUGGAGAUCUCCACCCGUCGGAAUACCAGUACCACGGGUCAUACAUUCCCACAAACAUUUAUACUGAGCGAGCGCGCGAGAUUCUGAACACCACCUUUGAGCUGCGCGGCGCCCAUAGAGGCGAAGACAAGGUGGCAAAGGACCACUCUCUCCUCGUCCUCGCAUCUGACGACCCCAUGGUCUUCGAUUCUGAGGAGUUCCGCGGCGCGACGCCAGCACAGGAGCUCAUAAGGCUUGCUAGCAAGACCACCAUUCAGCAGGUCAACCCCGACAGAUCUGUUAUGCACAAAUAUGUCGACGAGACCUUUGGUUGGGAAGGUGGCUUCUUCGCUGCCAUGUUUUGGAACCUGGGCUUGUCCAGCGAGAGCGCAGUCAGCGCUAACAAAUCUCCCGAGGCGAAGAAUGUUCCUUCGUCUGAGACCGUGCGGCUGCGGAGCUUGGUCGGGCGAGCCUACAUGAUGGACCUCGCGGUCCUGGCUGAUCUGAGCGACGUGGUGAUAUGUACAGUAAGCGCCAUGGGCUGCCGGCUGCUCGGCGUCAUGAUGGGCUGGGAGCGCGCCAUCCACCAUGGCAAUUGGGUCAAUGUUGACGGACAUUUGGAGUGGUCCGGCGUUGCCUGGUGA